CCGGAAGAUAUGAAGUGACGCAACUGGCUAGCAAGGCAGCUAAAACGGUGGCUGUUAUAACUCCAGGAGGCAACAGCUUUAUUUAAACUUUAUUUUUAAUAAUAUGAACACGGACACAUAACGAAGCGUCCCGUUCGCUCCCACGAUGCUGUGUUUGGGCGUAAAUGCCGUGAGGUCGUCGGUGUCUUUACAGAAGCUGUGCGUCCUCUCCCUCUCACACUCUGGACUCCAUCGGUUCUGUCGUUGUCCUCAGCAGUUAUUGAGGAUUCGCCUUCACAGUGGAAACAUUCGCUGCCUGUCAUCCGGACCAGAACCUCCUCCCCUGACACUGACCGACUCCUCUGACUGUCCCGACACACAGCAGAGAUCAUCUGAUUGGUCUCCUGAUCAGGGUCCUCCUCCUGCCCCCACCCACUGCUGCAUGAGCGGCUGCCACAACUGCGUCUGGAUCGAACACGCCGAGCAGCUGCUAGCGUAUUAUCACGACGGAGGAGACCGAGCACUCGCCGCCAUUGAGGAGAACGUCCUGGACGAGAACCUUAAGACCUACCUAAAGAUGGAGAUCAGACUCUUAAAGAAGACGUGACGCAUCACUGCUGACAGGAACCACUGUUUGAGUGUUUUUAUGUCAGAAACCAGAAGCACUUUAGAACAAACUCCAUUCAUCAGUUCCAGAUUUUCACUCCCUCCUCCUCUGAGUCUUCAGAAAACGCAAACUACCAACUAGCAACUUAUUAUUGCAGCUCUCAGUUACAGUAAUACUGCAGCCCAUUACACCCAUCAGCUACAACAUUACAACCAGUAGUGAAGAACAUUGAUCAUAUUGGUACCAGGUGGUGUUCUGCUGGAAAACCUUGGAUUCUGGCAUCCAUGUCGAUGAGACUUAGACACCCAAAUGAACCUCAUCCCAGAACAAACGCACUCCUUCAUGCAAAUGGAAAUCCUAAAUGUCACCUAAAUGCACCCCACCACAUCCCACAACAAUCAGGAACAACUUGAGGACCAUGACGAUCACCCAAGAUGUUGAUUUGACCUCCAAACUUCAAGCAUUAACAGGAUGCAGUGGAGAAGCUUGAUUCCCAGAGCACCCAAAGGACCCAACGUCCUGGUUCCAGACCCUAUAGGACGCCUUCAGAGCUCCUCUGGUUCAGGCCAACACAGUAUUAUUCGGGUGGUCCUGAGUUAUAGUUGUGUCUGAUUGAUGGGAGUAACUGCUAAAGUUCAUGAUGUUCCUACAAAGUCAAGCAAAUAGUCUCUCGUGAUUGUUAUUGGUAGGAACGAGGCCAAAAACUACAGAACUGGGUUGUUUAAAAGUGCUGUUUUACAUUUUAGAAACUCCUGAAUUGUCACAAUCAGUUUUAGUCUGCAAGUGGUGAAGAAUAAAAAAAAAAGAAAAUCUGCAUCAUUCAUUUCUCUGUUCGUCAUGCAGCACGUUUGCACAGUUUUUUAUCAUUAGUUUGAAGUAUUUGUACAUUUUAAUGUGUGAUUAUUUUUCUUCUGUGUAUUUAAGAGUAGAUUUAAAUUAUGUUUUGCUUAAAUAAAUGUUAUUUCUAUUGAGUUAAAACAA
Molecule: messenger RNA, 1567 nt
Organism: Acanthochromis polyacanthus (spiny chromis)
Lineage: Eukaryota; Metazoa; Chordata; Actinopteri; Pomacentridae
Gene: oxld1
Product: oxidoreductase-like domain containing 1
Exons: 2
Coding region: 146-586 (146 amino acids)
Cellular component (GO): mitochondrion
Source: RefSeq, a predicted model, not a curated record